AUGGCUGAGGUCUCUUACCUUAAUCUUCACGACAACGAUGACGACGACGAAGAAGACAACGACUCUUCCUUCCAAAACGAUGCUAUAUUGGACCUCGACUCCGUCCCGUAUUGGUCUCACGACUUCGACAGCUUCGACGUCGAUGUAGAACUCCAGCCGUUCGAUCUCCCUCUCCGCCCCCGCCCCCAAAUCUCCACCCGCCAUCAACGCCGAUCAACCCAACUCCCAGACGAAGACGUUUCGGGCCCAGGAUCCAUAACCAGCGCCGAUCUGUUCGACCGCCACAACCAGGUGAAUUUCGUAAUGGACUUGUUUCACCAACGCGUAGAGCAAUCGCAGUCAUCGACCCAUGUGAUCAGAGGCUCCGAUUUGAUGGAUCCGGAUUCGAGUAUUGACCCUAAUCUUGGGGUCAUUGAAGCAAAUGAGGAAUUGGGUUCGACCCAUUUGGAGCUAGAUUUAGGGCUAGGGUUAGAUUUUUGUACGGAAAAUCAUCAUGAUAAUAGUGAUAAUUCUGAAUUUGAAGAACAAUUUAUGGGUGGUUUGAGGGUUGUGGACAUUGGGUCGGACUCGGAUUUCGAAGAAAAUGGAGUUAUAGGGAUAGAUUUGAAUGAAAAUGAUGAUUUUGGAGUGGAAAAUGAGAUUGUGGGUGAUAACGAUGAUUCGGGUCUUCGGAUUCGUUGGGAUUCUUUUCAGUUGGAAGAUCAUAGGGAUGUGAAUGAAGAUUUCGAAUGGGAAGAAGUGGAUGGGAGAAUUGAUGAGAGAGAAGUUUUGAGCAUGUCUUUCAAUGGCGAGGCGGAUACCAACAUGUCAGUGCCUGCCAUAAGUCCAUCGGUAGAAGAGGUUGGGGUUGAGAGGGUGGAUGGGCUGAGAAAUUCGGAGUGGGAGGUUUUGUUGAAUAUUCAUAACUUGGAGGUGAAUUCGGAAAUUGGGCAUGAUGGGGAAUUUAAUUUUGGUGAUCAUGACGACCAUAAUCAUACCAUGGAGUAUGAGAUGUUGUUUGGGCAGUUCACAGAGACUGAGAUUUCGUUGAUUGGUCGACCACCUGCUGCAAAAAGUGCUACUGAAAAUCUUCCAUCUGUGGUUUGUACAAAAGAGGAUGUGGAAAGUAAUAAUGCACUUUGUGCGGUUUGCAAGGAUGAGAUGGGUGUUGGGGAAAUGGCGAAGAAGCUGCCUUGCUUGCAUCGUUACCAUGGGGAUUGCAUUGUCCCAUGGCUGGGGAUUAGGAAUACUUGUCCUGUCUGUCGUUAUGAGUUGCCUACAGAUGAUACUGACUAUGAGCGGAGGAAAACCCAAAGAGCUGUUCAUCACCGGUGA
This is a messenger RNA of Ilex paraguariensis (yerba mate), 1314 nucleotides long. Lineage: Eukaryota; Viridiplantae; Streptophyta; Magnoliopsida; Aquifoliales; Aquifoliaceae. The record is from the annotation of a GenBank genome assembly.